Messenger RNA from Striga asiatica, 5660 nucleotides. The record is from the annotation of a GenBank genome assembly. NCBI's taxonomy places the organism in Eukaryota, Viridiplantae, Streptophyta, Magnoliopsida, Lamiales, Orobanchaceae.
AGCGAACUGGCCCGCCAAAGUCCGCGGCCCAUGGGGUGGCGGGUUGAGCCGACAUUUCAUAGGCCCGCCAGGAUGGCGGGCUGGCCCGCCCCUCAACGCCAAAAGACAGGCUUCGGCAGGCUGCGGGCCGGCCUACCCCGCCAGCCCGUUUUGACAGCUCUACACGUGAUAUCUACUACGAGUAUUUAAUUUAACCAUAAGAAAACAAAAAAACCAGAAAAAACAGACAAAAAUUGCCAAUGCGAUUCGGAUCCGGGUCUGGGUCUAUGUUUACGUCACCUUUUCGGGUCGGGCCGGCCUUGACGGAUGCCUCUCUCAGUCUACUUACUACGUUUCCCUUUCUCUCUCCAAGUGAUCAAUUUUUUCUCCUCAGGACUGUUAUGAUCCUUACUGUCAACAAUUAUCCAUCGCCAUUUUCAGUUUUUUUCGCCAUUGAUUUUCGAUCCCAAUUGACUCUUCAUUCCUCACAAGCCCUAGAAAGUUCUCCCAAUUUGUCUGAUUGUGCACUGUGUCUCACUUCCAGCUUCUUCGAAUUCUUGCGUUUCUGCUCCCUUUCUCCUCAUUCCAGGGUUUCUUGAGCUGGCUUGCGGUGGUUUUACUGGCUGUGAAGAUCUGUUGCCUAGCUGCGGUUGGAAGCUCAUGUGAUUUGAUUGGAGGGGGAAGAUAAAGGGUUUUGGAUCUGAUCAGGCGGAAAACAGCGCCAUUACAUGGCGCUGUUCAGAAGAUUCUUCUACCGGAAGCCACCGGAUCGGCUUCUCGAGAUCUCCGAGAGGGUCUAUGUUUUCGAUUGCUGCUUCUCCACGGAUGUUCUCAAUGAAGAUGAAUACCGAACAUACAUGAACGGGAUUGCGGCUCAACUACAGGAUCACUACCCGGAUGCUGCUUUCAUGGUCUUCAAUUUCAAAGAAGGGGAAAAGAGGAGCCAGUUAUCCGACUUGCUAUCUCAGUAUGAUAUGACGGUAAUGGAUUACCCUCGGCAAUAUGAAGGGUGUCCUCUAUUACCACUAGAGAUGAUACAUCACUUUUUACGAUCAAGCGAGAGCUGGUUAUCGCUCGAGGGCCAACAUAAUGUUCUUUUAAUGCAUUGCGAAAGAGGAGGAUGGCCCAUUUUGGCUUUCAUGCUUGCUGGCCUUCUUUUAUAUAGAAAACAGUACACUGGAGAACAGAAAACUCUUGAGAUGGUAUACAAACAAGCACCUAGAGAGCUGCUUCAUCUUUUGUCUCCUUUAAAUCCACAGCCAUCUCAGGUCAGAUACCUUCAAUACAUCUCUAGAGGAAUCUUUGGGUCAGAUUGGCCACCGUCAGAUAAGUCAUUGGCUUUGGAUUGUAUUAUACUUAGAGUUCUUCCUCCGUUUGGUAGUGGAAAAGGGUGCAGACCCGUAGUUUGUGUAUAUGGUCAAGAUCCUUCGGUAAAAUCAUCAAGUCGAAGUUCCAAGCUUUUAUUUUCGAGUUCUAAAGGGAAAAAAAAUAUUCGUUUUUAUCGGAAGGAAGAGUGUGACUUAGUGAAAAUUGAUAUCCAUUACCGUGUUCAGGGGGAUAUUGUUCUUGAGUGCAUUCAUUUGGAGGACGACACAAUGAGGGACGAGACGAUUUUCAGAAUUAUGUUUCAUACAGCAUUCGUCAGAUCGAAUGUUAUGUUGCUGACCCGUGACGAUGUGCUCUUCUCAAGUACAGAUUCUGUUGCACCCGUUAUCACUACAAAAGAAGCUGCGUGUGAAGAUGGAAAUGAAGCAGAAAUCAACUCACCAGAAGAGUUUUUCGAGGCAGAAGAGAUUUUCAGCAGUGUUGAUGUGCAGGACGGUAAGGUGGAACCUGAUAAUCACACAGUUAAACCAACUUCCCCGGACAAUGGAAAUCAUCAUGAAGUAUCUUUGAUGGAUGGUUACAAUUAUCAUGCUUAUGAAGAAUGUGCAUCAGAUGAUGGUAUUCAGGCACACGAGCGUGUUUUGCCCAAUGGGGAUGGUCAGUUGGACAGUAAUAAUGGUAAAACCAAAUCUGUUUAUUAUGGCACACAUGGUAAGUUGGAAGGAGAGAGAGAUAACAAGCAGAAUGAAGAAGAUGCUCCUUCUGUAGCGAAAGAUAAGUUAACUGCUGAUAAUAAUGUUAAGAAGGUGUCCAGUAGUUCCAAGCCUGCUUCAGAUUCAAUUGGCACCAACAAGAAAUCUAAGCAGCAAGACUCUCAGGGCCAUACCUUAAGAAAAGCUAAGCCAGAUGCUGUGUCUAGGUGGAUACCUUCUAAUAAAGGCUCUUACACUAACUCAAUGCAUGUUUAUUAUCCUCCAUCAGCAAGACAUAACAGCGCACCACCAGCAGCAGCUACGGGCAAGAAUGCUUCAACCGGGGGAAAAUCUAAGGCUCAAUUUCUUACUCCAUCUUCAGAAAAAGAAAAAACAGCAGCAACUGCUGUAAAAUCUUCUACGCCAAGCCGUUCAAAGUACGCUUCUUAUCCACCAAUAGAUUCGAAACCAGCGAAAGAUGCUUCUUCUUCUUCUUCUUCUUCUUCUUCUUCUUCUUCUUCUUCAACCUUAACUAAAACCCCGGAACUUAACCCACCACAGAUAACACCUUCAGUUUCCCAUCCACCACCACCACCUCCUCCUCCUCCUCCUCCUCCUCCUCCUGCCGGUUGUGGUGCUCCACCACCACCACCACUUCCUCCUCCUCUUGCCGGUGGUGCACUUGCACUGGAUGAAUCAAUUUUGGAUGCUGAUCAAGUAGAAAAUCUAAUCAAGUUUUGCCCAACCAAGGAAGAGAUGGACCUUCUUAAGGGCUACACAGGUGACUUGGAGAAUCUGGGAAAGUGUGAACAGUUUUUCCUGGAGCUGAUGAAGGUGCCACGAGUGGAAGCAAAAUUAAGGGUUUUCUUAUUCAAGAUUCAAUUCAACUUUCAGGUUUCUGAUUUUAAGAAAAGCUUGAACCUAGUAAAUUCUUCUUGUGAAGAGGUCCGGAGAUCCCUCAAACUGAAAGAGAUUAUGAAGGCAAUCUUAUUUCUUGGAAAUACACUGAAUCAUGGAACUGCCAGAGGUUCUGCUCUUGGAUUCAAAUUAGAUAGUCUUUUGAAACUCACAGAUACACGCGCAUCCAACAGCAAGAUGACACUCAUGCAUUACCUUUGUAAGAAGCUAGCGUCAAAGGCACCCGGUCUUUUGGAUUUUCAUCAAGACCUCGUCAGCUUGGAAGCGGCCUCAAAGAUACAAUUAAAAUCUUUGGCAGAAGAAAUGCAAGCCAUUAUCAAAGGCUUGGAAAAGGUGAAGCUGGAAUUGGAUGCUUCGGAAAAUGAUGGUCCUGUAUCCAACACUUUCCGCAAGACAUUGAAUGAAUUUGUUGUUAUUGCUGAGACUGAAGUGUCCUCCGUGACAAGUCUAUAUUCUAUUGCGGGAAAAAAUGCAGAUGCAUUGGCUCUAUAUUUCGGCGAAGAUCCUGCCCGAUGCCCGUUCGAGCAAGUUACGCAAACCCUCUUGAACUUUGUGAGGCUGUUCCGGAAAGCUCAUGACGAAAACUGCAAACAGGCCGAACUAGAAAAGAAGAAAGCUCAGAAGGAGGCCGAAAUGGAGAAUGCAAAAGGGAUUAGCCUGACAAGGAAAGGCGGAAAACCUGAGAGUUAAAAAAUUUAUUUUAUUGGAAUCAACCUUACCCACAGGCCUACCUCUGAUCUUGAUGGGCUUUCAGGAAUCAGAGCUAAGAUGGUGCUUUCGGGACUUGAACCAUAUUUACACUUCUGCAGAGAAGUCAAUUUUGAAAGUAUCUUGUGGCAUUUUUCAUCUGACUUGGAGUAGAGGAGGCCAAUCUGACGUAAGUGUCGAAAAAAUAUUACUUAUUUUUUAUCUGGCUGACGAUUUGUUUGGCGAGAAGAUGGAUUUAUCGAGAAGAUGUACGUAUUUCGUGCCAUGGAUCAGUGUUGAGAAAGUCACAUGUGUUAUGUGGGUUGAGCUUGUACCGUUUAUGCACGCAUGGCCUCGUACUAUGUUUGGAAAGAACCGAGUUCAUUUGCUCCAGUGUAUCGGCAUCCCAUUCACACAUCAGCUGGAAAAAUAGUUUCUUAAGCCUAUUUAUUAGUAGAUAGAAUGAACCAUUGGACAUUUGUACAUAAUUAGGUCUAACCCAUUGUUUAGGUUCAGCACGAAUUGUUUGUUGUAGCGUAAAACUUUGUCCGGUUCCCCUGUAACAGUAAUCGGGUCGAUCCGGUUCGUAAUUUUCUUGUACAUAAAGAUGUAGGGAGUAUUGAUUUAGUCUAGUUAUCUAGAACUCAUGAGACUUUGUCACUUUCACUCAAAUUCUCAUAUUUUUCAGGCAUAUAUUGUAUGGUACAGUCCAACCUUGCUCAGAACUACAUUCUUUGCAAGCUUUAAGGAAAAUCUUGUACCUAUAUUUUCUGAAAAGAAUAAAAAAACAACAUAAGUUUCUACUUACAGCAUGGUCAAAGAUGUUCAUCCAUUCCAAACAAGAAGUUUGAUCCUACAAAAAAACAAAAGAAACAAAUGUACAAAAUCUUUCUUCCGUAACAAAAUGAAUAAACAUCACAACACCAUCUCUAUCGACUCGCCUUUCCCGAAAAUCGACCUUCUUCGAUCUCUUUCCCGACCGAUGGUCUCGUAACCUCUCCCGCAUCCCUCCAAUAACACACAACCAGCAAUGGCGUCCACCACAAGAACCACGGAAUACAUGUAGCCGAUCAGCACCGCCUCCAAAACCACCGGCCAGCUCAUCACCCGACCGUAAUAAUAAUAACCCCUCACGACUCGGCACCGAAAAAUCGCCUCGACUCCCGCCAAAGCCGCGUUCGCCGACACGGCGAGAGCCAAUGCUGCUCGUCUCCUCCCACUCACGAGAAAGCACGCCUCGAGAAUCGGCCCGAACCCGGCCCGACCCGACACGCACGAGACGACCAGCGCCAGGUGGCACGCCACGUAAGCGUUGGCCGCCACGACCGAGUAGACCACGGCUGCGGACAUUGUGACCCCGGCGAGGGCGUUUUCGGAAUAAGAAAGUCCCGAGAGAUCGAGAGCGUUGAAGCACGCGACGAGCAAGGAGAGGCACGUGGCGUUGGCUGAGAAAACGACGAGCACGUUGCAGAACUGGGUGGCGACGAGCCGGUUGAGUGUCGUGAUCCAAGAAAAAAAGACGGGUUUUUUUUGGGUGGUGUCGUGUUCGGAUGAUGAUGAUGAGGUGCCAUGUCGAGGGAAAAGGGCACGGAUGACGAAGGCUUUGGAGAGGAGGAGAGAGGAGAGAGAGAAGGGGAGGAGGAAGACGAAGGAGAGGAGGGCUCGGGAGAGGUUUAGGGUGAGGAAGGAGAAUAGUCGGGAGGAAGGGCGGACGCCGGAGGCGAAGAGGAGGGCUUGUAGACGAGCGUGGAGUGGGGGGAAAAAACGGGAGGAGGAGACAAGGGGUGGGGAGAGGAGGGUGGAGAGGGCGAAGGGGAGGGCGAAGAGGGCCGGUGUGGAGGUGAAGUGGUGGAAAUCUUGGAGGAAGGUGGAGAUUGAUCUUCUCAUGAGCAUCCUUGUGGUUUUGGCCAUUGUUAGUGUGUGGGUUUUGUGUUUUGUGUGUGUGUGUGUGUGUGUGUUUGUGGGUAUAGGGAGGUUUUUGAAGUGUGGGUUUGGGGGUUAUUGCAGUAGUUUUUUUGGUGUUUUUGGUGUGGUUUGGUAUGUUGGUUCUUGGAUGGG